AUGAGCCGGCUUCAACACCCAACAUUAGGUACCAUCGAAGGCCUAGCCAGUGGAAAUGUCACGCAAUUCCUUGGUAUCAAAUUUGGGACACCAAAGCUGUACAAUGGCCAGGCAUCCUCAGGUCUUGUUAAUGCCAAAUCAGUGGGACCCGCUGCCAUUGGCAUUCCGAAUGGCUGUCAACUCGAGCAUGGCCUGAUCCAGCAUAGCCUACCAAUCCCCGACUUCCCACCAGAGUCAGAUAUUGAGUGUCUCAACCUCUCAGUCACCGUUCCAUGUGAUAGAGUAAGAUCAGGAAAGAAACUGCCCGUCUUUGUUUUCAUUCAUGGCGGUGGCUUGGCCUUUGGUUCUGGGACAUGGCCGCAAUAUGACCAAGCCAAGAUCGUUCGUCGGUCAGUCGAGUUGCAACUCCCCAUAAUUGGGGUGGUGAUCAAUUACCGUACAAAUAUAUUUGGUUUUCUGACUUCAGAGGAGUUACGCAAAGCAGGCUUCAAGGCCAACAACGGUCUUCGGGACCAGAAGGUCGCAUUCGAGUGGGUUAGAGCGCACAUUGAAGGAUUUGGAGGUGAUCCCGAUCAAGUCACUGCUAUCGGGCAGAGCGCCGGAGGAGUUUCUGUCACUAGUCUCCUUCAAUGCUCAGAAAAGCUCUUCCAGCGGAUGGUCGUUCUAUCCGGAUCCUGUCUUCUUCGUAGACCAGUAUCAUUGGACGCUUAUGAACAGUUUUAUCAGGAGUUCUGCAAAGCACAAGGCUUUGGAGACAUCUCUGGAGAAGAGAGACUACGAGCCAUCGAGGACCGAGACAGCCUCGAACUGCUUCUCAAAACGCCCCCUUCCGUACCUUCGCUCCCAGCAUUGGACCAUGACCUAUUGAAAGAGCAGAUCAGUUUCGAGAAAGCCAAGGACUGGUCAAAUGCACAACAACCCCGACUGCCUGGACUAGAAUGGUGCAAAGAAAUCGUGUUUGGCGAUUGUGAAUAUGAUGCUAGUGUGUUCUUGCGUUCCCUGACUGCACGGGGUUCGAAGAUCGCGCAACAGCUCUCGAACUCACUCAAUCGUGCCAUUCCGGGCAAGCAGCUAGCCAUCGCCGCCUUGCUUGACGAUUACGGUAUAUCCAAUGCUGUGGAUGACGGCUCAGCGUGCCUUGCAAUUUCACACCUCGCCAACGACCUCUCAUUCUAUCUUCCCUGCGAUGUAUUCGCACAAUUCUUCCCGGGAACAAAAUACAUUUAUCAUCUGAACGAACCCAAUCCAUGGGACGGCCCAUUCAGAGGAAAGGCUGCGCACGCUGUGGAUGUCACGUUUCUCUUCAAGAACUUUGACCAAUUCCUUCCCCCAUGGACAAAGGCAGUGGCACAGGGGUUCGGUGACAAUAUUAUCAAAUUUGUCGCCGGCCAAGUGCCAUGGCAGGCGAGCUCAGGCGACAAUCGUGUGGCAUUAGUUUAUGGAAAUGACGCUAGAGGCGGGGAAUUACGCAAGGACGAGCCGCAAGGUGUCGGUAGGCGGGCAGCCUUGUUUCGGUAUGAAGAGUCCAUCGGCUUUGACGCGCUUCUGGAGGCUGUCAGCGAGUUCGUCGCUGGGAAGUAG
This is a messenger RNA of Fusarium poae, 1581 nucleotides long. RefSeq lists its product as uncharacterized. The coding region runs from base 1 to 1581 and encodes 526 amino acids. The record is from RefSeq and is a predicted model, not a curated record. NCBI's taxonomy places the organism in Eukaryota, Fungi, Ascomycota, Sordariomycetes, Hypocreales, Nectriaceae. The transcript has 6 exons.